This is a messenger RNA of Pyrenophora tritici-repentis Pt-1C-BFP, 852 nucleotides long. Its product is annotated as CN-hydrolase multi-domain protein. Lineage: Eukaryota; Fungi; Ascomycota; Dothideomycetes; Pleosporales; Pleosporaceae. Gene Ontology annotation, molecular function: hydrolase activity, acting on carbon-nitrogen (but not peptide) bonds, in linear amides. The record is from RefSeq and is a predicted model, not a curated record.
AUGGUUCUCGCUGCAGUCGGUCAAAUGCGUUCCACGCCCUCAAUGUCCGACAACCUAACCCAAGCGCAAUCCCUCUGCACCAAAGCCCACGCCGCCGGUGCUGCCGCCCUCUUCCUCCCCGAAGCUGCCGACUACAUCACCACCUCCGGCGGCCUCAAACUCUGCAAACCAACCUCCGACUCCGAGUUCAUCAAGGGUCUCCAAGAAUCCGCAAAACAGUAUUCCCUCCCUAUAAGCGUCGGCGUCCACGAGCCCACCUCUACCCCCUCCAAAGUGAAAAAUACCCUCCUCUGGAUCGAUGCCCAAGGCUCAAUAACGCACCGCUACCAGAAACUGCACCUUUUCGACAUGGAUGUUAAAGACGGCCCGCAGAUGCAAGAGUCCAAGGGUGUAGAACGCGGUACCGAGCUACCAGACCCGUUCGAGUCUCCCGUGGGGAAACUCGGCACCCAAAUAUGUUUUGACCUGCGUUUUCCCGAACCAGCCCUCGCGUUGCGAAACCGCGGUGCGCAGGUCCUUUUGUACCCAGCGGCGUUUACCACGCCAACGGGCAAGGCAGGGCAUUGGGAGAUGUUGCUAAGAGCGCGCGCGAUUGAGACGCAGAGUUAUGUUAUUGCUUCUGCGCAGGUGGGGCCGCAUGACGAGGAGGGUAAGAGGAGGAGUUGGGGCCAUGGGAUGAUUAUUGAUCCGUGGGGGAAGAUAGUGGCGGAGUUGGGGGGCGAUGAGGAGGAUGGGUCAUGGAAGGGGGAGGGGGAGAUUGCGGUUGCAGAGAUUGAUUUGGAGUAUGUAGACAGGAUUAGGAAGGAGGUGCCUUUGAUGAGGCGGACAGAUGUUUAUGCGGACGUUUGUUAG